AAAAUAAUCAAAUCAGAUAACAUUUACCAUGGCAGAGCCUACUCUAUGUGUAUUAGUUGAUAUCGAAAUCUUGUCCGGUUCGCAUACGCGUCGUGUUUGCAAACAUCGACCGUCGUCAGCAUUCGUCUCCUCUUGUUCCUUUGUUACAAAUUUACACGUCACAAAAAGAGAAGUUUUAUUUCGAUUCGGACGUGGUGAUUUGAUAUUGGCUUGCAAAAGGAUACAAACGUCCAAUACUACUGGAUCAGGAGGGAACCCAAACAGAAAGAAUUUCGUCAUUUUCGACACAAGUCAGUGAAUGUAAGGUUCUCUCAAAAUUUUCGUCUGAGAACUAUCAGAUAUGGAAGAGUCUCCGAUAGCAGCAAACGACCAAGUGCAAUCGACAAACCCGACUUCCUCUGAAAGCGGAUCCAUCACAUCCAGCGUAGAAGAUCUCCAGAGCUGGUCGCUUUUAACCGACUCCGAACAGCAAAGUGAAGACCAUCUAAAUACAAUAAACAGGGUGAAACGAGAAUCUAGUGAGAACAGCCUGAAUUCUCAAGAUAGCUGUUCAUCGGACAGUAUCAGUGUUAUCAGCGAGAGCGAGGAAGCACUUCCACAUACUCGCCUACUGAAUACACAUUUUGUCCCUGAAGAGGAUGUGAAGAACAAAGAAGAUGCAGAUCAAGUGCCGGCCAAGGAUGAAACAUCACAGUUACCCCGAAAAAUGAUCACCUGGACAACUCCUCUAGUACUUGGUGUGGUUUUGGCAACGAACGCCGCUAUUUUAUACGGUCACUCACGAAUGUAUCACAACCUAGUAGGCGAACUAAAAAUCGUACACGAAGCUCGAAUCGCGGAUCUAAUGAACAAUACAGCCAAGAACUUGGAGCGUAUUUCUGAGUUAGAGUUGGAGAACAGCAAACUAAGAAAUCAGAUAGAAUGCCUGAAAUGCGCUGAUACGCCAACCGAACUGGGCGAACAAAUCUAUCAGAGCGUAGUCAAAAUGUUGACAUCACAAGUUAAGAAUAAAGUCACUCGAACUCUUCUGAAACCAGAAAUAGCUGAUGAUGAACAUAUAUUAAAUCUAGGUGGUCCACCGCCCGAUGAUUACACAAAUCCAAAUUCGCAAGACGAAAUCUUUUCCGAAGAUAGCAAAGUUGAACAAGAUAAUAUUCCAAAACCUGACAAUCUGAAAAUGCCAUUCCCAUCGCAGGGUGAUGUCAAAAAGUUCCGAGCACUCCCAUCCUACUGCUACAACAGCUUCGCAGUCCAAGAUGCACUCUUCUCAGAGGAAUGUAAUUUUGAUCAAACCAAACAGAUUGAUAGAGAUCCCCAUCCCGGUGAUGCAUUUUUAAAGGACGAUGCUCCUCCUCUGAAGGGUAACCUGAAGCGACUGCCCAUAUUCUGCUACAACAAAUAUGCAACCCAGGAUGCUCUGUACUCCGCGGAUUGCGACUAUGGGGAGAUUAAACCCGAGCCGAAACACCGCAGGUCGAUGCAUUUUAAAAAGCUAUCGAUGAAGACUAGUCACCGUGGAAAGCAUGGACAUAAUCGCCGAAGCUUGCCGGUGGAUUCUAAGCAACAGCUACCGAAAAGAGGACAUUAAUAUACGAAGAAAGGCGAGUUUCAUUAGUGUUGUGGUAUGAGUUACAUAGUUUGAAAUAAUCGCAUAUUUUAUCCUACUAUACAAAUAAUCUCCCAGUGCAAUAAAACGAUCAAAUUUUCUAA
Messenger RNA from Topomyia yanbarensis, 1710 nucleotides. RefSeq lists its product as uncharacterized. The coding region runs from base 341 to 1588 and encodes 415 amino acids. The transcript is spliced from 3 exons. The record is from RefSeq and is a predicted model, not a curated record. NCBI's taxonomy places the organism in Eukaryota, Metazoa, Arthropoda, Insecta, Diptera, Culicidae.